UCAGCAUCAGAGCGAGAGCGAACGCGCACGCAGACGGACACGGAGCACGGAUAAAACGGCCGAAAGACAAGGAAUUCCAGGCAGCACAAGAAUAGAAAAGCCCAAGUGUGAUGUGUGAAAAAAAGGCCUCGAAGGUAGUGUAAAAAAGUGUGACCAGCAAUGAUAAAAACCUGAGCAGACUCAAUUAACUGUGAAAGCCUUCUGCACUCACACGCACACCCUCGCAGAGUGAGAGUGUAAUAGAAAGAGAGCAAGAGAGGUGAAGGUGAAGCUGAAGGGGAAGCGCGAACAAUUUGUUGAAUACAACGGGAUUGCCGCAAAAGAAAAAGCGAAAGUGAAAACCAAAGAAACCCAAACUAAAUUUUAAUACGCCAAAAACUGAAAUAAAACUAAGGAAAAUUCCAAGCGUGCCCAAACUCGGACUUACCGAAAAAGAAGGAGAAAAUUGGCGGCGCAAAAGUUAAAAGGGACAAAAACGAUUAAGCAGCUUGCCAAGGACGAGGACCAACAGCCCGAAAGAUAUUUCCGCAGACGACGCAGGGACGACUGCUGCGCUGAAAUUGCGACUCUAGUAGAGCGGAGGCCAACACGUUCAGUGUAUAAUAUUUGAAAUCAAAGCGUUAGGGUCCAACCAUGACGCCGCUGUACGUGAAUCACAAGCUCAACAUGCGCACAACGGCUGUCAAGAUGAAGCGGAGCCAGCAUCCUGUCUCGUCCUGCCCCGAUCCAUGCCCAAGUCCAACUCAAACUCAAACUCAAACGCCAAGUCACAGUUCGAUUCCCACGCCCGGCAAGUGUCACGGCCAACCGGAAGUGAAAACGGAAACGGAAACGGAAGCGGGCCGGGCCAAUUGAAGAUGAGGGCAAGGACAGCACAAACUAAGAUAAUUCAAUCGCGUUUUCUACACAUUUACGGUUUACUUUGCCUCGGUUCCUUGAUGGCUUGCAUUAAAACUAUCGGCGCUUCAAUUGCGCAGCAAACGCUUGCGAAAGCGGAAGCGGAUGCACAAGAUAAAGAUAAAAAGCGGGGAGCAGAAACGGAAACGGAAAUGGAAGCGGAAGCGGACGCAGGAACAGGAACGAAAGGGGAAGCGGAAUCGGAAGCGGAAGCGGAUGCCCGCAUCAUGGCAACGGGAAUUUGCAUUAUAAGACUGAUAACAUUAAAGAGAUUUCUAGAGAAUUCCACAACCGACAAACACAAUCAACUUCGCCAGCAAUCAGCCACGUCAGCAGCGUUGGCUGGAGCACCCGGCCCGCGGCGGAGACACCUCCAUUAUCCCGUACAUCCAACGGGCCAUCCAGGACACCCGGAGGCAUGCACCCUGCUUGUGCUCCUGCUGCUCACCAGCCUGUGGCCUGAUGGCUGCGAGUGCCUCCACAACGGCAGCAACACCGUGAAGACCAAAUACGGCCUGCUGCGGGGCAUUGUGGUCCGCUCCUCCCCGCUGGUGGAGGCCUUCCUCGGCAUCCCGUACGCCUCGCCUCCGGUGGGCAGUCUCAGAUUUAUGCCCCCCAUAACACCCUCGACGUGGAAAACGGUUCGCAGCGCGGAUCGAUUCUCCCCGGUCUGUCCGCAGAACAUCCCCAUACCGCCCAACGGACCGGAGGCGCUCCUCGAAGUGCCGCGAGCCCGUCUCGCCCAGCUGCGGCGCCUGUUGCCGCUGCUCAAGAACCAAUCGGAAGACUGUUUAUACCUAAAUAUCUAUGUGCCCUACGAGACGCGCCGCCAGAGACGCAAUACCGCUGAUGCUGCUGGCGAAUCGAAGACCAAAUUGUCCACUGUGGUAUUCAUACAUGGCGAAUCGUACGACUGGAACUCAGGGAACCCUUACGAUGGCUCCGAAUUGGCUGCCCACGGCAACGUCAUCGUCGUGACAAUCAACUUCCGUCUGGGAAUCUUCGGAUUCCUGAAGACCGGCGGCAAGGAGAGUGCCCAGGGCAACUUUGGCCUGAUGGACCUGGUCGCUGGCCUCCACUGGCUCAAGGAGAACCUGCCGGCCUUCGGCGGGGAUCCCCAGAGCAUCACCCUCCUGGGCUACGGAACUGGAGCUGUGCUGGCCAACAUUCUGGUUGUGUCCCCAGUGGCGAGUGAUUUAAUACAGCGCACAGUUCUCGUGAGCGGUUCGGCCCUGUCACCCUGGGCCAUUCAGAAAAAUCCGCUCUUUGUAAAGCGGCGCGUGGCCGAACAGACUGGCUGUCACGGCGACAUGUUGUAUGACGACCUGGCCCCCUGUCUCCGCACAAAAAGCGUCGCCGAGUUGCUGGCGGUCAAGGUGGAUCAUCCACGAUUCCUCGUGGGCUUCGCUCCCUUUGUGGAUGGUACUGUAAUAUCGCCCGGCACCAAUCCCAUGGGCAGCACCACUUUGCCCUUAGGCUCAGCUAUUGUUAGUACUUCAGGAAUUGAAUAUGCAAACUUUCCAAAACGAGACCUCAUUUUCUGCCUUACAUCUGUGGAGUCCUAUUUGGACUUGAGUGCCCAAGACUUGGAAUUCGGCUUCAACGAGACGAGACGGGAUCGCAUCCUGCGCACUUUUGUGCGCAACAACUUCCACUACCAUCUGAACGAAAUAUUUGCCGUUCUGAAGAACGAGUACACCGACUGGGAAAAGGCGAUACGUAAUCCGCUUAGCUCCCGCGAUGCCGCGCUUCAAUUUCUGAGCGAUGGCCACACGGCCUCCCCGCUGAUUAAGUUGGGCUACAUGCACAGUUUGCGAGGGGGCCAGGCCUACUUUCUGCACUUCAAGCACAAAACAAUCGAGGAGGAGUACCCACAGAGAACCGGCUCCGUGCGCGGCGAAGACGUGCCUUUUUGGUUGGGUCUGCCCAUGUCCCCGCUCUUUCCCCACAACUACACGACUCAGGAGCGUCAAAUUGGUCGUCUAAUGCUGCGAUAUCUGUCCAACUUCGCCAAAACCGGCAAUCCCAACCAGUCCACGGAAAAGUCAGCCCUUCCCAGUCCAAACGAGGUCCCAGAUGCCGCCCUGCAUGAGCAGAGGAAACGAUCCACUGGCCUGACCUACCCCAAUCUCAGCGAGGCCCUCAACCUGGCCGUGAUCUACAACCAACGCCGCAGCAAUGCCAUGCACGAGAAGCGGUCCAACAUCCGGAGGAGACUGCGGAGCAAUGAUGCGGCCUUUACCCAACUGGGCAUGUCCAGUGAACGGGACGUGGGCAGCUACGACGGCGAUGAGCUGCCCUUCUGGGAUGCCUACGAUGUGGUCAACCAGUUGUACGUGGAACUGGGCAACAAGGCCAACAUUCAGAGCCACUAUCGCGGUCAUAAGCUGUCCAUGUGGCUGAACCUCAUUCCCCAGCUGCAUCGCCACUUCAACAUCAAUGACCAGUCCAUGCGGCAUCACCAGUUCCAGGACGACAUGAACAACCGGGAUCUCUAUGAGGGCGUGGUGCGACCACAAUUGCAGACGAGGCCCGCGGAAGAUGAUAACAUCAUUAUCACGCAGAGGAGCAGGACCACCACGCCACCGCCAUCCCCGAAGAUGCCGAGUACAAAUGCCACGCAGGACUUAACUCCCAUUGCCGCCAUUGGAACAGCCACAACCACUGAGUGCGGCAUCGACGGAGCGAUGUCCGUGUCGGAGCUGACCACCACCCAAUCGCCGAAGGACAACAGGACCGGGAUCAGUCGCGUGGAGACCCAAAAGGACCUGGCCACCGCCUCCACCGGCAUCAUUGGCAACCUGGAGCUGCUCCGACGAUUGGGCGGCAAGCAGUUCCAGAGCUAUACGACCGCUCUGAUAGCCACCGUGGCCGUGGGCUGCUUCCUGCUGAUCCUCAACGUCCUGAUCUUCGCGGGCAUUUAUCAUCAGCGCGAGAAGCGGGCUCGGGAUGCGAAGACCAAGGAGGAGUUGCAGGAGAGCGACAACAGCAAGAACUCCAGCAUGCUGAAGCUGAACGCCUUGAUGGGUGCUGGAGCUGGCUCAGGAGGAGCUGGUGUCCCCGGGCCCGGGGACAUCGCAGAUGCAUAUACCUUGACCGGGUCCCUGGUGGACGGCAAGGGUGGUGUGGGCGUGGUGUUCGGCGAGUACAGCUGCUACGAUGAGAAGACCAAGCAGCUGAAGGAGGAGAAACUGCUGGUGGAACUGCCGCCGUCCUCGUCUACUGGCCAGACGUCCUUGAUGAUGGACACCUGGGGCGCCUGCUCCAUGGGCACGUUGGAUUUGCUGAAGACCAAGCCGGGGGAUCCCAUCGAAAUGGUCACCUAUGGGACCAUCGCCCUGCCCACGGUGGUGGACUCCGCACCGGCGAUGAGCAGCAAGCGGGGAUCCUUCGUGGACACCGCGCUGCAGUUCAACAGUUCGCAGCAAUUCGACUACGCAGUCCAGUCCUCGGACCAGAUGUCCUUCAAGGCGAUAGAGGAGGCUGUCAAGGCGGCAGCGGGGAAUGACUCGGAAAUCACCCGCGAUGAUGACAUCCCCGAGCCGCCGCCCCCACCAAGGUCCUUUCUAGCCGCCCAGCAGCAGCAGCAGCAGACGCAGGCGGGCAUACUGCGGCAGACAGGGGCGGGCGGAAGUUCCACAGCGGGAUCGGGGAGUAGCAGCGGCAAGAAACGUGUACAUAUUCAGGAAAUCUCAGUCUAGCA
Molecule: messenger RNA, 4600 nt
Organism: Drosophila gunungcola (fruit fly)
Lineage: Eukaryota; Metazoa; Arthropoda; Insecta; Diptera; Drosophilidae
Product: neuroligin-1
Exons: 13
Coding region: 729-4598 (1289 amino acids)
Biological process (GO): postsynaptic membrane assembly; neuron cell-cell adhesion; modulation of chemical synaptic transmission
Cellular component (GO): synapse; cell surface; postsynaptic membrane
Molecular function (GO): signaling receptor activity; neurexin family protein binding
Source: RefSeq, a predicted model, not a curated record